This is a messenger RNA of Klebsormidium nitens, 1200 nucleotides long. The record is from the annotation of a GenBank genome assembly. NCBI's taxonomy places the organism in Eukaryota, Viridiplantae, Streptophyta, Klebsormidiophyceae, Klebsormidiales, Klebsormidiaceae.
CGAAAAUUGUCGAGAGUAUUUCGUGUGGUCGACAUUCGCUACUCCUUUUUCAGCAGAAGCAAGCUUUGAUGCCCCCAGGAAUCUGUUCUCUCGCAGUGCUUUUUUUCCGGGUGCCUUGAGAAUAGCUCGGGCCAUUGCAAUUCUGUGUUGCAUACAGCACCCUUUCAAAAGCUGGGGACAACGAAUUGGCCAAAGCGAGCUGGGUUAGUGGUGGACUUCUGUUUGCCGUUGCGGAUGGUCCAUUGAUGCUGGUUGGUAGAACAGAUGGACCAAGAGUUGGACGAGCUGCUGAAGUGGGCAGCGGAGCACGGAGCGCACGACUCUGUUUCUGCACCACUGUUACAUCAGGCCGGUCAUUUGCCGCGGCAGUCUAGAAGGAACGAACGAAGGAGCUGCCUGGAGACGACAUUAGCGGUGGCCACUUUUCCUGAGGCGGGGGGCCGGGGCCUGGCUGCCACGAGGGACCUUACAGCGGGGGAGGCGCUUCUGGCAGUGCCUGAGCAAUUGCUCAUGACCGCCAAGUCAGCUCGCACGGAUGCCAUUCUCGGACCCCUGCUCACCAGAUCUCCAGGCUUGACUUCGCACCAGGUCCUGAUAGUGCACUUACUGCACGAGGUGGCCAAGGGGGCUGCCUCCUUCUGGCGGCCUUACCUGCUAGCGCUGCCUCGCGUGCACCACACCCUCGCCCACUUCUCCGCCCCUCAGGUCCUCCACCUCCAGUUUCCCCAUGCCAUGGAGGCCGCCCGGCGGGCCCGCACCGAAGCGCACCGCGAUUGGGCUGCAGCCGCCCCUUUGUUGCAGGAUUUGGGGCUGCCCCCAAAGUUCCGGCGCUUCAAGGCCUGGCUGUGGGCCGCCGCAACGGUCACUUCCCGUUCUGUGGCGAUUCCCUUCGAUUCUGCGGGCGCGCUUUGUCCCGUGGGCGACUUGUUCAACUACGCUGCGCCGUCCGAGGAGGACCAGACCGCCCGCCUCACAGACGGAGCCUUUGACGCGGAGACCCGCUGCUUCCGCUUCUACGCACGGGAGAACUACAGGACAGGCCAGCAGGUACUCCUCUGCUAUGGCGCGUACCGUAACCUCGACUUGCUGGAGCACUACGGCUUCCUCCUUCCCGACAAUCCCAACGACGCGGUCACCAUCCUGCUACCAGCCAGCCUCCUUCCGAAAGCGGCUUCCUUCGUCCAUAGGAUCAUAGGAUAG